Molecule: messenger RNA, 3227 nt
Organism: Magallana angulata
Lineage: Eukaryota; Metazoa; Mollusca; Bivalvia; Ostreida; Ostreidae
Product: serine/threonine-protein kinase Sgk1-like
Exons: 13
Coding region: 459-1979 (506 amino acids)
Biological process (GO): protein phosphorylation
Molecular function (GO): ATP binding; protein serine/threonine kinase activity; phosphatidylinositol binding
Source: RefSeq, a predicted model, not a curated record
UGGUCACUAGAGGUGUUCACCUGUCCUAAGUGUGUUGUUUACCUAGGGAUCUGGCCUCUUGAUUUAGUAUGAUCUAUUGGAGGGUUGAAGCAUUUAACUCAAAACAGGAUUAGGAUCAGCAUACACCUGAACAUUAACCUUCAGUAGCUGGACACCAGCGAAUCAGCUGACUGAUUUCUCUCUGUUGCAACAGUUUGAGGAUAGAGAGAAAGAGAAAGAGAUCUGCAUUAGAUUAUCAUCAGGUGCACCCUCUGCCUCCAGUAUAUUCUGAUAUUUGCUGAUAGUUGCCAGUGAUGAGUGAAGCUAAGUUUUCACUUUGUUUGCACCCCACAGGGAGCCGUGAAGGGAGAUAAUCUGCUUCAUUUCAUUGAAAUAUUAGCUGUCCACAGAGUUUUUCAAGGAAUAUAAGCUCUAGGAUUUUUACAACACUAACAUUUUGAACACUCAGUGAAUGAAACAUGAGUGAAAAUUUAUCUGUGUCCCUGGAGGCCAUAACGGACCACUCUAAAAAGAUUGUCAAGUACAAAAGAUUGAGUUUUGUGCAGUCUAACUUGCUGAGCUUGAUGAAGUCAGUUUUUCCUCUUCAGGUGUACAAAGUGGUUGUGAAUUUUGGAGAAGAGUCUUGGUUCAUCUUCAGAAGAUACAAUGAAUUUCACAGUCUUCAUGAAAAGCUGAAGAAAUUGUUUCCCGAGGCAAGCCUUCGUCUCCCAGGGAAGAAGAUUUUUGGGAACUUGGACCCAGAUUUCAUUCAGCAGAGAAGAGAGGGACUGGACAACUUUAUCCAGGAGCUGGUCACACACCCAAAGCUAUCUCAGCAUCCGGAAGUCAGAGCAUUUCUAAAUCUUGAUAAUCCACGAAAUGCACAAGACUCUGUAGACAACUUUGAUGACUCUGAAACUAUGAAUGGUAGGGAUGAUAACCCGGUCAAUUUAGGACCCAGUGAAAAGAAGACUGUUAAACCUAGUGAUUUUGAAUUCCUAAAAGUUAUUGGAAAAGGCAGUUUUGGAAGAGUGCUGCUUGCAAGGAAUAAAAAUGAAGGGAACAUUUACGCCAUCAAAGUGCUACAAAAGCAGGCGAUAAUGAAAAGGAAUGAAGUGAAACAUAUCAUGUCUGAGCGGAAUGUACUGCUGAAAAAUGUCAAACAUCCAUUUCUAGUGGGACUUCACUACUCAUUCCAAACGGCGGAUAAACUGUACUUUGUUCUGGAUUACGUGAAUGGUGGUGAGCUUUUCUUCCACCUUCAGCGUGAGAGAUACUUUCCUGAGCACCGUGCCAAAUUUUACGCUGCAGAAAUGGCCAGCGCCAUUGGUUACCUUCAUUCCUUAAACAUUAUCUACAGAGAUCUCAAACCAGAAAACAUCCUUCUUGAUUCCAAGGGUCACAUAACUCUGACGGACUUUGGACUUUGUAAAGAAGGAAUUGAAGGCAUGGGCACAACAAAUACAUUUUGUGGAACACCAGAGUACCUGGCUCCAGAAGUGUUGCGGAAGCAGCCGUACGAUAAAACGGUGGACUGGUGGUGUCUGGGGGCGGUCAUGUACGAGAUGAUGUAUGGACUGCCUCCUUUCUAUAGUCGUGACACAGCUGAGAUGUACGACAACAUUCUAUAUAAACCCCUCAGACUCCGAACCAACGUCUCACAGUCUGCUAGACAGAUACUGGAUGGGUUACUACAAAAAGAGAAGGAACAGAGGCUAGGUUCCAAGAGAGACUUCACAGAGAUUAAGAACCACAAUUUCUUUGCCGACAUCAACUGGGAUGAUCUGGAUGCCAAGAAAAUUAACCCUCCCUACAACCCCAAUGUGAGUGGUCAGCUUGAUUUGAAACAUUUUGACCCAGAAUUUGUCAGAGAACCUGUACCAGCCUCAGUUGGAAAGUCCAUGGGUAGCUGCAAGUUAGUGAGUGCCAGUGUGAUGGAGGCGGACAACAUGUUCCAAGGGUUCUCCUAUGUACCCCCUGCAGAAGAUGCCUUUAGCUAGGACCAGCUCUCAUCUGCUUCCAACAUCAUCCCAGUGUAUCUAGUCUGUGAUUGGUCACACACAUUACAUCCAAUGAACAAGCUGCUGGUUAAGCACUGCUGACAAGGAGUUCACUUCCUGUGACCAGAGAAAGGAGGUCUUUGAUUUGUUGUUGAAUAACAUUAUUGAAGGAUAUAGUAUAGAGUAAAUGUAUAUGAAGUGCUGCAUGUAGGAAUGAACAGUUUCAGUGGUCAAAUGAAACUUAGUCUUUAAGCCUUCUUUUGUAUCAGUUGAGAGACUUUACAAAUGGAUUUGAUGAGAUGAAAACCGAGAUGCAAGAGUUCAUUUUAUUGUUUAUUUUAUGCCAUGACUGUUGUAAACAUACAGACUCAAAAAAUAUAAUAGGAAGAGAAUAUGUUGACAGUGCCUUAACUUUCAAGUUUUCUGUUUUCUUCUGUUGUGAAGAUCAAUUUCAUGUAUGUUUUAUUUUAUUUUUCAAUGAGAUGUAUUUUUAGUGCCUUUUGCACUUGCUAGCUGUUUUAAGUCAUGUCUGCAAGUAGAACAGGACAUUUUUCAGGUGUAUUCAUAGGGCAGAGAUUUAGCACUAUCAUAUUGUAAUUUUAAACAAUUAUUUUAAAUAGUACUUAAGGGAAGACAACUUUAACAAAUAUUUUUACUUAGCCCCGAGGUAAUUGUUUUGGAAUUCUUUUUUUUUUAAGUUAUCUCUCUUUACCAUAUAAAAAUAUUUGAUUAAAAUGAAAUUAGUUUCAUACAUAUCAACCUUAUUUUUGUCCAGGUUGAAAUAGCUAGGAAACACACAAUCUAUUCAUUUUGGCCUUAGUCUUGUCUGGUUUGGUGUCUGAAUGAAUGAUGAGGCAAAUUUGACUGGUCCCCGACUUUUACAUACACUCAAAGUAUUGAUGACAUAUCAAAAAGCAUGGAUUUUUGUCAUUUAUGUAAGCGAUUUAUACAUAUUGUGGAUCAGUUUUAUUUUGUAUAUAUGCCAGGAUUUUAUAUUUAACUAGGUGCUGUGAUAUUUAUGCCGUCUGCCAGUAUUUCUAUUAAAGGGCAGGUAACUGCUCUUUAGAGUAAAUCAGGCAGAUUAUUUUUUUAAAUGUUUAAACCAAUGACAUUGUGAUUUAUAUGAAAAUUAAGAAGUAUUGUUUUGUUUUGUUUAUUAGAAAGUAUUGUUAUUACGAGCAAAGUUUGUAUAUAAAAUACUCAAUGUGCAAUUUGAUUAAAAAUUAUAAAACAUUGACAAUAAAAAAA